Molecule: messenger RNA, 683 nt
Organism: Pelobates fuscus (common spadefoot toad)
Lineage: Eukaryota; Metazoa; Chordata; Amphibia; Anura; Pelobatidae
Gene: ALOX5AP
Product: arachidonate 5-lipoxygenase activating protein
Exons: 5
Coding region: 60-545 (161 amino acids)
Biological process (GO): leukotriene biosynthetic process
Cellular component (GO): membrane; endoplasmic reticulum; nuclear envelope
Molecular function (GO): glutathione transferase activity; leukotriene-C4 synthase activity; enzyme activator activity
Source: RefSeq, a predicted model, not a curated record
AAGUGCGUAUAAGUCGUAGAAUAUUUGCAGGCUGCACAAGCACUCUAACUGUUACAGAGAUGGAUCAAGAAUAUCUUGGAGAUAUUGCCCUGCUGACAAUAGUGACCUUGAUUAGCGUCAUCCAGAAUGUUUCCUUUGCAUUCAAAGUGGAAAAUGAAAGCAAGAACCAACAGUCCAAGAUAUUCCAGAGGACAGGUUGUCCGGCUUUUGAGAAAGUUUACACAGCAAACCAAAACUGCAUAGAUGCAUACCCUACGUUUCUUGCGGUGCUGUGGUGUGCCGGGAUAUUUUGCAGCCAAGGUCCAGCGGCCUUUGCUGGCCUCAUGUAUUUAUUUGUUCGCCAGAAAUAUUUUGUUGGAUAUCUCGGAGAGAAGACACAGAGCACACCUGGAUACAUCUUUGGAAAACGCAUCAUAUUCUUCUUGUUCUUUAUGUCCCUUGCUGGCGUCCUCAACUACUUCAUCACGCCGUUCUUUGGAGACAACCUGCAAAUGUACAUUAAAACCUUCAGUAGCACUCUCUCACCUCUGCUUCUCAUACCUUAACUGUUAGGCUGAAGCUACGACCCGGAGCAAUGAUAAAUUGUGUAUUAUAAAAGAAAUAAAAUACUUUUGUCAAAUAGCAUCCCUAUAGGAUUAGUGUUCUAGUUUAAUAUGCAUGUAAGAUGUUUUACACAGUAUUUA